UCUGGUUUCACUCAUCGGACUGCUUAAUGUCAGGAAGGGUGGAGGCAAGUUGGUGAACUUUUACAAAAGGACCGAAGAAGAAUGAAGACCGUGAUCCUGUCAGCCAUCUUGUUUCUGCUGAGUGGGGCAAAUAUCGCAGAAUCCAGGACUCAGUCCCCAACAGCAACUUCAACACAAGCUCCGACAACAACCCCAUGUCCGGGCCCUAGUACGGUUACAAUCAAUGGGGACUAUCUCAGGAUCGUGGGAACGGCCGAUGAAGCAGUACUCUUCGAAGCUACCGUCGAGCCGUACCACAGCUGUUACCAGGGACAAUUGAGAUACUCCUGGCAUUGCCGCCGGAAUGCCUCUAACUCAACUCCUGCUCCUGUCGCUCGGUACGCUCCCUCUUCGGUAGACAGUAGUGGUAAUAACGUGUACACGGACGCAUGUGGUGACGUCGACUUUAGGGAACUCUCUGGGGCAGGAAGCGCCAUUCGGCUCAACCAAUCAACGAUGGAUUCAGGAGCAACCUACGUGAUCAAAGUGAACGCAACUGUUGAAGGGGCCUCGACGGACUUCGCACAGGAACUGCACAUCAUUGACGGCGGCUCGCUGCCAACCUUUUCAAUAAGCUGCAGGGAAAAUUGUGGAGAAGUUCUGAAAUUGGUGAAAGACUUCAAGUUGGAAGUGAGCUGCACAACUGGCUGCACUGAAGUCCGCGCGUCAUCCUCGCGUUCAGGUUGGUGGAACAAUGGCAGGCGUAACAAUGGCAGGCGUAGAAGCAAUAACUGGCAAACGACAACCAGGAUAUCUUGGAGCUACCAUUGGAGACUCUAUGAAGAGAACAUUGAAACCGGAGAUGUUACAGAGAUUCCCAACUUGGCUGAGAUGACAAGUUCAGGUAUCAACCGAAACGACCUUCAAGUACAAAAGUACAAGCUGGAGCCGAGUAAGAAAUACAGGUUUCGUGUGAAGGCUUCAAAGUCGGAUGGCUCAAAAUGGAGUUUUAUGGAGUACCAUAUUCUUUCCGGCCCGAAGUCUAGCGUGAACUGCUCCGUUAUACCAAAAACAGGCUUUGCAGCUGGUACAGGAUUCACCAUCACAAAUGACGUACCGGCGGAUGUAACUUCGGAAGAGAACAUAGACUACAGCUUCUACAGUGGAUACAACUUACUCUCGGAGCAACAAUCUUCCGUAGCAGGACCGUACCGUUUACAGAGCGGUGACGCCAAUAAGGAUUUUGUAGUCACCAUCAAAGUCCAAGCCCGUGGAGACGAGGGCUUCUACUCAGAAUGCAGCGUGAAUGCUUCGGUUUUGCCUUCUGUCAAGCCUCCAGUAGGUCUGUGGCAAGAUGCCCUGUCCUGGGCUUACGAAGCCGAGGUGACCAUAGAUCAGGGGGACGCGGCUGCUGCUGCAACGUUAGCCGUGGGUAUCGUGGAUCUUUUGGAACAACUCCUGUCACCGGAUUUAGACCCCGCCCAAACGUUGAGGGACCAGGGUAACGGAGACUUAUUGGAUGAGGCUCUGAACAGUUCUAUUCACCACCCAAGCCCGACAGUGCGUCCGGUAAAUCCCGGUUACGUAUUUUCUCAAGACUGGUCCAGUGCCACUACCAUCGACGAAAUAAAUAACAUGCUGCCCCCGGGGACGCCUGGCUCAGGUGAAGAUAAGCUGCAACUGUUCGUGAGGUCCAACCUGAUUGACAAGCUAAGUGAUAGGGCAAAUGACCUGAGUGACGCGUCCUCAUUGCAGCAAGGCACGGACGGGAUGGUCAAACUGCUCGGCACUGGGGAGUUUGUUUACGUUGAGUCACAGUUUUUAGCUGUGGAAUCUCUACACCAAUACGCCACAAAUCUCAAUCUGGCGGUGCUGGCGGGAGAUCAAAUUGAUGGAGACCAGGUUUAUCAAAUUUCUGAAGGUAUACACAACGGAAUAGGAGCAGUUCUUCGUAAUAUAAUGGACGAAGCGGGAAUUUCUGGGACUUCUUCUGCCAUCAGCUGGCCAAGCACGUUACGUACGGUGGUGGGCCACUUCGAAGAAGUCACCGACAUGCUGGCCAGUUUAGUUCUGCGCAGCAGCCUGUCCGAUUCGCCCCCAGUGGUCUUCGAUUUGCCGAUGGGAACGGUCCUGUACCAAAAGCAUAAGACUGAGAACAUUCAGCAAGGCGAAUUUGCCACGGAGCGGUCAGAAGGCUUUGUUACCUUGCCUGAUUCUUAUGCAGUAUUUGGGACUGGAAGUAACGAGAGCAUUGUGAAUUCAAAGUUCGUAGCAUUCCCUCGCAAUCCAAUGACGUGGGACCCAGCUACAGAACCUCGUUCGUCCGUCCUCUCACUUGACUUUUAUGAUGAGACUGGUCAUCGCCUUCCAGUAGAGGACACUGCACAACCGUUGGAGGUAACUGUUACUGGUUCCGCCAGCGGUCUGGGUCCGGUGUCUCCAUCAGCUCCAUGGAGGAUGAUGCCAGCUUUGGAUGAGGUUCCAGAACCGGCCUUCAUCCCUGUGUACACGGUCAUCUGGUUUUAUAUCCAAAACUACGAUAAGCCAGGAUUUCCUAAUGUUACCUUCAUGAACGAGACUACGGUUGCUGCUAACGGGCUGACGUAUCACAAGAUGGAGGUGGACAAUGAGACCACACCCACACCCGUACUGGUCAUGCUCAUCCCUCCCCCUCACGUCAUUGCAUACCAGGUAUACAUGCAGUACAACGAGCCACCAACACCAGAUAACCACAACUUCACCGCCACCAUACCACCUCUGGAGAGAGCUUGUGACGUCAGCAUCCCUGAACUAUCCGGUCGUGACGUCACGGCUAUGUUUCCCUGGGUGUUUCCGGAAGUCAACGGAACCUACUACAUUGGAGUGAAGGAAUUAGGCCAUAAAGAAUGCAGAAGAGUUCCAGGCGUGUCGUACGCCGAGGUUAAAUCCAAGAUCAACAAUGCGCCCGACGACGAAUCAUACAGCUUGGCUAUACUGACUCCGCAAUGUGUCUGGUGGGAUAAGACAGGGGAGGGUCAGUGGGAUCCAUCGGAAUGUACGGUGGGCCCGAACACCACGGUAGACCACACUCAGUGCCUUACUACCCACCUGACAUCGUUCGGUUCUGACUUCAUGGUGCCGCCCAACUCCAUCGACUUCAGCACGGUAUUCGCAAAAUUUGCCAACCUGAGUGACAACGCCGCCGUGUUCUCCACUGUCAUCGUCAUGUUUGGCCUCUACUUCAUUAUCGUCUUCUUCCUUUUUAAGGCAGACAAACGAGACAGAAUCAAGUGGGGAGUUCUGCCCAUCGCUGACAACAAUGAAUCGGACGAGAACUUCUACCUGCUGACCGUGUACACAGGGAUGAAGGCCGGUUCUGGAACCUCGUCCAAAGCCGGUAUCAUCCUCCAUGGAGCUGAUGGAGACACCGGAGCCAGACCGCUGGCCGCAUCCAAGAACCAGGUUUUCAAGCGCGGCAGUAUCUCCAGCUUUCUGCUGUCCACGAGUGCGGAGCUCGGUGACUUGACACAUCUUCACGUGUGGCACGAUAAUUCCGGGGCUGGUGGUGACUCCAGCUGGUUCCUUGAUAAAAUAGUUGUUGGAGACCUCCAAAGUGAUAGACGGCAAGUACCGCAAUCAUAG
This is a messenger RNA of Branchiostoma floridae (Florida lancelet), 3600 nucleotides long. RefSeq lists its product as uncharacterized. Gene Ontology annotation, biological process: detection of mechanical stimulus. Lineage: Eukaryota; Metazoa; Chordata; Leptocardii; Amphioxiformes; Branchiostomatidae. Gene Ontology annotation, cellular component: membrane. The transcript is spliced from 20 exons. Gene Ontology annotation, molecular function: protein binding; calcium channel activity. The coding region runs from base 82 to 3600 and encodes 1172 amino acids. The record is from RefSeq and is a predicted model, not a curated record.